Coffea arabica (coffee) is the source of this 3315-nucleotide messenger RNA. RefSeq names its product pentatricopeptide repeat-containing protein At5g52850, chloroplastic. Gene Ontology annotation, molecular function: protein binding; RNA binding. Gene Ontology annotation, biological process: RNA modification. The record is from RefSeq and is a predicted model, not a curated record. Lineage: Eukaryota; Viridiplantae; Streptophyta; Magnoliopsida; Gentianales; Rubiaceae.
CGUUUACUUGAAGGCUAGAAGCGUCAACCGCCCAAUUAUCAAAGCGGGUUUUCAAGAUAAUUUAUGGAUCAGCAAUAACUUGCUCGCUCUGUAUUCAAAAUGCCAUGGAGUUGAUCAUGCACGCCACUUCUUUGAGGAAAUGCCAUGCAAGGAUGUUGUGUCCUGGUCUGGAUUGUUGUCUGCUUAUGUCAAAGAUGGUUGCUACGAGGAAGCUCUUGAGCUGUAUGAUUUGAUGAAGUCUUCUGGGGAAUGCCCAAAUGAGUAUACACUUUCGAUUGUGAUCAGGGCCUGCUCAGCUCUUCGGGAUCGUAACCAAGGAACUAAAGUCCAGGCAUGUGCAAUAAAGAGUGGUUUUGAUUCAAAUCCUGUUUUAACUAGCAGUUUGAUUGAUUUGUACUCUAAAUGUGAUAACAAAGAAGCAGCACAUAAGAUAUUCAUGAAUAUGCGGAAUGGUGACACUGUUUCUUGGACGACUAUGAUCUCUUCAUUUGUCCAAGAGGGGAGCUGGAUUACUGCGCUGAGACUUUUCAUAUGCAUGAUCAAACGAGAAAUUCAACCAAAUGAAUACACGUAUGCAAAAAUUUUGAGCGCAUGUGGUGGUCUUACUUGUUUAAAUUCUGGGAGAUUAAUCCACGCCAGGAUGUUAGUCUUGGGCAUUCGGCUGAAUUUAGUUUUGAAGACAGCUCUUACUGACAUGUAUGCAAGAUGUAAGAGAAUGGAAGAUGCUAUGAAGGUCUCAAAGCAAACUCUUGAGCAAGAUACAGUUCUAUGCACGACACUAUUGAGUGGCUUUUGCCAUAACUUGGAGAUCAAGGAGGCUGUUGAUGCAAUAGAGCAGAUGAUGGCCCAUGGGAUCACUCCAAAUAGUUAUACAUAUGCUGUAGUCUUGAAUGGCUGCUCAUUAGCUCUGACAUUGCAACUGGGGAUACAAUUUCACUCAAGGGUUAUUGAGAUUGGCUUGGAAAAUAAUGUUUCUGUUGGAAAUGCACUCAUUGAUAUGUAUUUGAAAUGUUCUGGUGGAAUAAUCGACGCUUUUAAAGUAUUUGAACAAAUAAGGUCACCAAACAUCAUCUCUUGGACUUCCUUGAUUUCUGGCUUUGUUGAACAUGGUCUUGGAUACGAGGCUUUUCAAGCAUUUGAAAAGAUGCAGUUUGCAGGGAUAAUGCCAAAUUCUUUUACCUUGUCCAGUAUCCUUCAGGCUUGUGGAAUGAUGAAAUCUGCAAAUCAUACAAGAAGAUUUCAUGGAUACAUAAUCAAAAUGAACAUUGGCCAUGAUAUAGUUGUGGCGAAUGCUCUUGUUGGUGCCUAUGCUGGACUCCAUAUGGUUGAUGAUGCAUGGCGUAUAAUAGGUGAAAUGCAUCAUAGAGAUGUUAUCACAUAUACAAGCAUAGCGAGCAAACUUAACCAAUUAGGACUUUUUGAAAUGGCUUUGGAAGUGAUCAGUUACAUGCAAGAAGAUAACAUUGAGAUGGAUGGGUUUACCCUGUCCACUGUCUUGUCAGCAUCAGCCAGCCUAGGUGCAAUACCACAGGGGAAGCAACUUCAUUGUUAUGCUAUUAAAUCUGGCUUCAGUGGCUGGACCUCAGUCUCAAAUGGUUUGAUUGCUUUUUAUGGCAAAUGUGGGUGCAUGCAUGAUGUAAAGAGAGCCUUUGAUGAAGCUUGUCAGCCAGACGUAGUCUCAUGGAACAGCUUGAUUUUCAGCCUAGCAGUUAGCGGUCAUGUCUCCUCUGCUCUCUCCACUUUUGAAGACAUGAAGUUAGCAGGAGUUAGACCUGAUUCCACAACAAUAUUGGCGGUUCUAUCUGCUUGCAGACGUUGUGGUUUGGUUGAUAUGGCUUUAGAAUAUUUUCAUUCUACUAGAGAAGCAAAUGAUGCAGUCCCAGAAUUAGAGCAUUACGUUUGUUUAGUUGACCUACUAGGCAGAGCUGGCAGGAUGCAGGAGGCAAUGGCUAUAAUAGAGACAAUGCCUUUCAGGCCUGAUGCAUUGAUCUACAAAACAAUGUUGAAUGCCUGCAAAAUACAUUCAGAUGUACCCCUUGGUGAAGAAAUGGCAAGUCGAGGUCUUGAACUUGAACCUUGUAAUCCAGCAUUUUAUUUGCUUCUUGCAGACAUGUACGAAAACUCCGGCAAAUCUGACCUAAGAGAGAAAACCUGCGGCAUGAUGAAAGAGAGAGGCAUAAUACAGAAAGAUUAUAGUAAUAGCUGGAUGGAGAAAAGCAACAAGGUCCCACUAUUAAUUGCUGGAGAUGUACCAUCUUAACAUGAUACCUGAACAUAGCAUACAGAAUGUAGAGCUAAAAUGGUAUUCAUACUAAAGCUCAUGAGAAUCCUAAUCUCAGAGUCUCGGAUUGGAAAUGGCAUGUGGUCUUCUUUACAACAGGCACCAGCUUCAGUGUUAAUGAGGUGAAGGUCCCCGUAAAGCUGACUGGAUGGGGUAUGAGCAAGAUAAGGAAAUGAACCAAUUGUGACCGAGCUGCUUUCAGAAUUCAGAUAGAAAGAUGUUUUUGCUUCAUGCCAUGCUGAAAAGAUACAUUCUAACUGGCAAGUAACUUUUUUUCUUUUUUUUUGUAGAUUCAAGUUCAUAUAACCGUCUCUAUUGUCAUUUUUCAGAGUUUCUCUGUUUAAAAAACUGUACUAGCUGGAGGAGAUUCUUUGACAACUAGUCAACUACAGUGAGGAGGUGAAGGAAUGUUAGCUAGCAGAAAUUUCGGCUUUCGGACCAAUGGCAACAACUCGUUUUUCAUUUACUUUGGAUUGAGGGAUAUGGUCGAUUUGGGUUUGAGAUUCUUAUCCAAAUCCUUUAUAUAUCUGGUUUCCCAAUAGGUAUCUGGAAUUCUGGACUUGAAAUCCAACAUAAAAUUCAGAGGGAUUUUGGGAGUUUAAAAUUUCUCGAUUUCAAAUUCUUCCAUAUAGAUGUCAUUACCAUUCUCAAUCUUAGACCUUUCUCGUUUAAGAUGUAUUUUCUUGUAGCCUACUGUUCUGUGAGCAUGUACAAAUCAGGGAAAAAAUGGCCGGCGGCCAUUGUUGCCUGACAACGACAGAACAGCUAGGUGUAGACUAAGGAAAGGGCUAGAAUUUGAGUGCCUCAAUAUUUGGUGGAUGCGUGUGUGAUACAGAAGUUGUGUUGGCAAUUAUUGCUAUCGCCAUGCAGGAAAGGCGAAAAGCGCCAGAGACUGAAGCAGCGCAGCUGAAACGGUGGAAGGCUUCUUUGCCCCUGAAUGUGUUCAUUUCCUACCCCAAUAUUUUUGUAAAUUCUAAAUUCUCCUGUAAAUAAUGCAUUCAAUUUGGAAUAUUUUCCUACAUCCAAAUUCACAA